AUGAACGCGGAUCUGCACAAGGCCUCCAGGUCGGGAGACGAGGCCCAUGUCACUAGGCUGCUUCAGAAGGGAGCUCAGGUGAACUAUGUGUCUCCCCUUGUCAACGACAAUGCCGGGCCCUGGGACAUGCAGGGCUGGACUGCCAUGCACUGCGCUGCCUACUGGGGCCACGCGCAAUGUGUGGAGACGUUGUGGGAUUGGGGGGCGAGUUUGAGGGCAAGGACCGCGAUCCACAACAUGACUGCACUGCACCUUGCAGCUGUCAACGGGCAUGCAGAUGUUGUCGACAUGCUCUUGGACCGCGGGGCUGAGAAGGAUGCG
Messenger RNA from Guillardia theta CCMP2712, 321 nucleotides. RefSeq lists its product as hypothetical. Lineage: Eukaryota; Cryptophyceae; Pyrenomonadales; Geminigeraceae. The annotation marks the transcript as partial. Gene Ontology annotation, biological process: positive regulation of transcription by RNA polymerase II. Gene Ontology annotation, molecular function: transcription cis-regulatory region binding; protein binding. The record is from RefSeq and is a predicted model, not a curated record. Gene Ontology annotation, cellular component: nucleus. The transcript has a single exon.